CCAGGUGAAAAGAAACUUAAAAGAGUGCCCUAGCUUGGACGCUGGACGGAGCUCGCCAUGGCGCGAUCGGCAGCGGUGGUUGCCCUGUUCUUCCUGAUCGCUCUCACGGCCUUCCCGGAUCAAGGCCCGAUCAGGUCUAAGGUCCACGCAGAAGAUACCGGAGUUACCGAAGAGAAUGCCAGUCCUCCGAAAAUCGAAGAACCGAUCGGUGGCGCGAUUCCUGACGCCUUGUCUACUGAUUCCCAGGUUGUCGAGAGGGAGUCCGAGUCCGUGGGCCAAAAGACUUUGCGAGCCCAUGCACAGAGAUUUACGUUCCAGGCUGAAGUUUCGAGGUUGAUGGACAUUAUUGUCAACUCUCUAUAUAGCAACAAGGAUAUCUUCCUUCGAGAGCUUAUUUCGAACGCCUCUGACGCAUUGGACAAAAUUCGGUUUCUGUCUCUUACCGACAAGUCUCAGCUCGGCGAAGGUGACGAGUCCAAACUGGAAAUCAGGAUUAAACUGGACAAAGAGAAGAAGCUUCUUUCUAUUCGCGAUCGUGGCAUCGGGAUGACUAAGGACGAGUUGAUAAAGAACCUUGGAACAAUCGCGAAGUCUGGAACCUCAGCAUUUUUCGAAAAGAUGCAGUCAGGAGGUGACUUAAAUUUGAUUGGCCAGUUUGGAGUCGGUUUCUACUCGGUGUAUUUGGUCGCGGAUUACGUCGAGGUCAUCAGUAAAAAUAACGAAGACAAGCAGUACAUUUGGGAAUCUACAGCUGAUGGAGCUUUUGCCGUUAGCGAGGAUGAAGAAAAUGAGCCGUUAGGACGCGGGACUGAAAUUAAAUUGCACCUGAAAGAUGAUGCUGCGGAUUAUUUGGAAGAGUCGAAACUGAAAGAGCUAGUUCAAAAGUACUCAGAAUUCAUGAACUUUCCGAUAUACCUUUGGAAUUCUACGGAAGUUGAGGUUGAAGUUCCUGUAGACGAAGAGACUGAAGAGACUGUUGAAGAGGAAGACGACAAACCAGAAGACAAACCAGAAGAAAGUGAAACAGAAGAGGAGACUGAAAAGCCGAAAACGAAGAAAGUCAAAGAAAUCAAGUGGGACUGGGAGCUACUAAAUGACGUCAAAGCUAUCUGGCUAAGGAGUCCAAAGGAUGUUACCGAGGAUGAGUACUCGAAGUUUUAUCAUUCGAUCUCUAAGGAUUAUAACCCCGACAAGCCAAUGUCCUGGAGUCAUUUCUCUGCGGAAGGAGAUGUCGAGUUCAAGGCUGUGUUGUUCAUUCCUCCGAAGGCUCCGCAUGAUCUUUACGAGAAUUACUACAACAGCAAAACAUCAUUGAAGCUCUACGUUCGGCGAGUGUUCGUAUCCGACGAGUUCGACGAACUUUUGCCUAAGUACCUCAGCUUCUUGAAGGGCCUGGUCGAUUCUGAUACACUGCCAAUUAACGUUUCUCGAGAAAUGCUGCAGCAGCACAGCAGCUUGAGAACCAUCAAGAAGAAACUUGUUCGCAAGGCGCUCGAUAUGAUUCGUAGCAUAGUUAACGCUGACCCGGACGAGGCCAAUCCUGAUGCCAAAGCGGAGGAUGCCAAAGCUGAGAAUGCUGAAGACGUAAAAUCUGACGAGAAGAAGGAAGAAAAAUCCGACGAGAAGAAGGAAGAAAACAAAGGAAAAUACGUCAAGUUCUGGAACGAGUUCGGCAAGUCGAUUAAACUUGGCAUCGUUGAAGACGCAACUAACAGAGUGCGUCUUGCGAAACUCCUGCGAUUCUACAGCUCUAAUUCGGACGACAAGCUCUCCUCACUUGAACAGUAUGUUAGCCGGAUGAAGCCCGGGCAGAAGGACAUCUAUUUCAUCACUGGCCAAGACCGUGAGCAACUCAAGAAGUCUCCGUUUCUGGAGAGGCUCCAGAAAGAAGGCUAUGAGGUUAUUUUCUUCACGGACCCAGUCGAUGAGUAUUUGACUCAGUACCUGACCGAGUUCGAUGACAAGAAGCUCGUCAACAUCUCCAAGGAAGGAUUGAAGCUUGGACAGAAGGACAAGGAGAAGGCCAAGGAAUUGAAGCAGUCGUUCAAGCCUCUGCUGGCAUGGUGGAAAGACGUUCUUAAGCCCGAGGGUGUGGACAGCGUGAAAAUCAGUAACCGUCUUGCCGACACUCCCGCCGUGGUUGUGACAUCCACUUAUGGCUGGAGCGCCAACAUGGAGAGGAUAAUGCGAGCGCAAACCUUGACCGACAACUCCAGACAGAACUACAUGCGCGGAAAGAGAGUGCUGGAGAUCAAUCCCCGUCACCCCAUCAUCAAGGAGUUGCGUGGGAAAGUGGACGAACAGCCAGAGGAUGAGAGCACAAAGGCGACUGGAAAGCUCAUCUACAAGACGGCUUUGAUUGACAGUGGUUUCCUGGUUGACGACUCGAAGGAGUUUGCGUCCCAGAUCUACUCGAUCAUCAAGAGCAACCUCAACAUCAGCCCCGACGCACAAUUCGACGAGGAGAUCGAGACGGUCAUCGAAGACAAGGAGAGCGUCGAGGAGAACGAAGAUGCUGAGCCAGGCUCCGAGGGUUCCGAGGGCUCCGAGCCAGAUUCGCCCUUUGGCGAGGAUGGAUUGCCGAGAGGCCAGUCCAUGGGGAGUACUCUUAGGUCCGAAAACUAUGAGCCAGACGACGAAGACGAGAAGGAUGAACUAUGACGAGAUAGCCUCUAGACAUUUUGUACACUUGGCGCGCUCCCAAGAACCCUAAUUUCUGUAUGUUUGAAAAAACGAAUAUUUUGUGUUAACUAA
Molecule: messenger RNA, 2754 nt
Organism: Selaginella moellendorffii
Lineage: Eukaryota; Viridiplantae; Streptophyta; Lycopodiopsida; Selaginellales; Selaginellaceae
Product: endoplasmin homolog
Exons: 17
Coding region: 58-2661 (867 amino acids)
Biological process (GO): protein folding
Molecular function (GO): ATP binding; ATP-dependent protein folding chaperone; ATP hydrolysis activity
Source: RefSeq, a predicted model, not a curated record